Messenger RNA from Branchiostoma floridae (Florida lancelet), 517 nucleotides. RefSeq lists its product as uncharacterized. The transcript has 3 exons. Lineage: Eukaryota; Metazoa; Chordata; Leptocardii; Amphioxiformes; Branchiostomatidae. The record is from RefSeq and is a predicted model, not a curated record. Bases 17 to 517 code for a protein of 166 amino acids.
UGCGGACCAAUGUGCGAUGUCCAGUAGGCGCUCCUCCCAGUUCGAGACGGGGGCAGCUAUAGUUCUCAUGGUGAACGGCAUCACGGGCAGCGUCCGGGAGACCACCAUGAACGACCUGCGGCUGGACUACGGGCUUCGCGUGUUGGAGCCGGGGGCCGAGCGGCCUGACAGCGGGCAGGGGUCGGACAGCGGCCCGCCCAGCCCGCGCCUACCGCCCGGUGCUCACGGGGACAUCGACGAGGCGAUUUCUCCGCUGCAACUGUCACAUGACAGCCGCCUGGCGGUGCGUAGCGGCACGGCACCGCUGACCCCGUGGCCUGAGAAGGACCCGGAGCCGGGCCCACACGUCCGGAGCGACUGGAGACCCGGCGCCUGGAACUGGGUCGGGUACGCGGCGGGUUCACGGGCCCAACCAGCAGCGGGACCGCAGCCCCAACCGCUGGCAAUACAGGCGGCAGAGCUGCAGGCUCAACCAAUUGAAGUACAGGUUCAAAAUUUAACUUUCAAAAUGUAUUGA